This is a messenger RNA of Trachemys scripta elegans, 2297 nucleotides long. Its product is annotated as serine/threonine-protein kinase PDIK1L-like. The coding region runs from base 250 to 1242 and encodes 330 amino acids. The record is from RefSeq and is a predicted model, not a curated record. Gene Ontology annotation, cellular component: autophagosome; cytoplasm. Gene Ontology annotation, biological process: protein autophosphorylation; axon extension; peptidyl-serine phosphorylation. Gene Ontology annotation, molecular function: protein serine/threonine kinase activity; ATP binding. NCBI's taxonomy places the organism in Eukaryota, Metazoa, Chordata, Testudines, Emydidae. The transcript has 6 exons.
GGGAACGGCCGGGUAGGUCAGCGCGGGGCAGAGCCGGGUCUUGCCCCCGCGCUGAGGGGAGCCGUGGAGGCGCGGAGCGGUGAGGACCCCGCGGACCCCCGCUCCGGGCUGGCGGGGCCCUGAGCAGCCUUCGCCUCAGUGUGCCGGAGGCUGGGCCGGGCCGUGGGAUUUUGUUGCAAGUGAAAGUCUGAGGAGUGUUAUGACUUCAAAGAUUGUUUUUGUCUAUUGCCCAUUGGGCCACAAAAAGAUAUGGCUACAGAAGCUAAGUACAACAUUGUACGGGAAGUGGGUCGAGGGAGCUAUGGGGUAGUUUACGAGGCAGUUGUCAGUCAAACCAGAAACAAAGUGGCCGUGAAAAGGAUGCAUUGUAACGUACCUGAAAAUGUGGAACUGGCUUUGCAAGAGUUUUGGGCCCUGCAAAGUGUUCAGAGCCAACAUGAGAAUGUGAUCCAGUUAGAAGAGUGUGUCUUGCAAAGUGGCCAAGUCUUUCAGCCAAUCAGCCGCCAGUACAGGAAAUCGGACAGUCAUCUGCUGCUGAUUGAGACCUGUCUGAAAGGGCGGAGAUGCAUGGACCCCAAGUCUGCCUGUUUUCUGUGGUUUGUGAUGGAGUUCUGUGAUGGUGGAAACAUGAAUGAUUUUUUGCUGUCUCGCACUCCAGAUUCUCAGCUGAAUAAUAGCUUCAUGCAGCAGCUGAGCAGUGCUGUUGCCUUCUUGCACAGAAAUCAGAUUGUGCACAGAGACCUGAAGUCAGAUAAUAUUCUUAUUUCCCAUAGCCCUGGAGGUCCUGUAGUAAAGGUAGCGGACUUUGGCCUGAGUAAGAUAUGCCAGGGGAAAGUGAAUGUGAACCAGCAUUGCUUCUCGUCAGCCUGUGGGUCAAACUUUUACAUGGCACCAGAAGUGUGGGAAGGUCGUUAUACUGCCAAAGCUGAUAUCUUUGCCCUCGGGAUCAUUUUCUGGGCUAUGGUAGAGAGGAUUACCUUCAGGGAUGGAGACUCUGAGAAGGAAUUACUUGGAACCUACAUCUGUCAAGGCAAGCAGCUUAUUCCUGUUGGCGAGGCACUGCUGGAGAAUCCCAACAUGGAACUGCAAAUUCCUCUGAAGAACAAGAAGUCCAUGCCAGACGAUCUCUGCAGACUCCUGCAUGACAUGUUAACGUUUAACCCAAAGGAAAGACUGGAUGCCUUCCAACUAGAAAUUCGAAUCAGGAGAAUCUCCUAUGGGAAAAAGCGCCAACGUUCAUAGCAGCAAGGGGUGAUCAGGUCCUGUAUUUCACUGUUACCAUCACACAGGCAUCCUGACCAAUACUUCUGAAUUCUCCUUGGAUUAAUGGUUUGACCUUGAGGGAGACCGGUCAGAAUAAAUCUUGACUGCUUCCCAUUUCCCCCAAUGGUUGUAUGUAAAGGAACAAUUAUUUAUUUGUAUAGUAAUUUUAAUAUGCAAGUCCUAUAUAGCUUGCCCAAUUUUUUUAAUGGAGUAUUGCAGACUGAUCCUUCAUUUGUAUAAUAGUGAAGAAGGAUGUUGGUGACUGAGGCUGCCAACCUUAUCAACUCGGUGGCCAUGCUCCGAAGUGUCAAUUCCACUGUCCUUGGUACAGCAGAUGAUUGUCUUGUGCAGUGUUUAAUUAGAGCUUUCCAUGUAAUUACUUCAUUCCAUGGUACUUGGCCAUGUAACUAAAUGGUGGCUGUUUUUGAAAGAGUGGCAUGGUGUAAUCUAAUCUAAUGUUUAUCCAAAAACUUUCUAGCAGAAACUAUGUAUUUUCAUCACAGUAGUUUGUGAAUAUUCUUGCUUAGAUUAACAGAAAUGCAUUCUUAAAAUAAAUACAAAGACUGUUUAAUAUGCCAAAUUGUUAUUGGAAUGUAUGCAUCACUAUUACCUUUAGUUUAGAGACUGAAGCUGUCUGCUGUGUCAGCUGUUUGUCCCAGCUACUCUGACAUGGGAAACGAAAAGGACUGAACUGGAGUAUUGGCAGCUAUUGAAACUGUGCUGUCUGGCUCUCCAAUGCCAUCUGUUCUUAGAACAGGCAAAGUCUGCUAGUCUUGUGGAACCAUCAUAGUUGAGGAAGAGUCAAAUUUUGGAACGUAGACCACAAUUAAGAUUACACCUGGCAAUAAAACCACUCUGAGGCACUUUAAAUGUUUGUGUGGCACAGGGUUGGCUACUCACUGCAACUCUUGCUUGUUUUAUCAUACUUUGUUGAUGUUCUCCACAGCCUCUGUUAGAAAUACUUAUUUGUAUGUGUGCGCUUUUGUUACAUCAGACUGUGUAUUUUAAAUUUAAUAAAAGAUUUUAUACAGACA